UUGCUAGAUGGAAAAUGGAUUCCUUAUUUCACGUCCUGCUUUUUACCUGUCUUGCUUUGACGAUCUCGGAAGGGUUUCUGAUUAUCCAUGUCCAGAAACAGCUGUGUCUUUCAGAAAAGAAAGGAAUCAUUAUGGAAAAGUGCAAUAUGACCCAUCUCAGCCAGCAGUGGAGGUGGACAGCAGAUGACAGGCUCCUCCAUGUUAAAUCUGGCCAGUGCCUGAGUAUCUCUACACGCUCUGCCCUGUCAUCUCGUAGCAUCAUCGUUGAUUGCCCCCAAGCAGUCAAGUGGACUUGCUAUGAGAAGGAUGGGCUCCUGAAGGUGGCCAACAGCUCUCUCUUUCUCACGAAGCAAGGUCAGAAGGUAAUGGCCAAGAAGAGUAAGAAAUACCUUCAUUCAUGGGUGCAACUGGGAGCCAGCGAGACGGGAAAACUCGUCUAUAUAAAUCUGUGCUCCAAGCAAGAUCUUCAAGAUGCAGAAACUUCUGUAUGGAGUACAACACCUACGUCCCCCCCUUUUAAUGCUAUUACAUCUAGGCCUGGAAGUCUGCUUAAGAAUAGCACACAGACGAUCAUCAGAAAUGUAACUGAACACUUCAGUAAAAAUGUCAUUGAAAAUCUUUAUUUUGACUUGAAAUCUGCGGUAACAGAGAAACCCUGGAUUCUGACAACUAUUCUCCCAUACGCCAGCACUACAGAGGAGGCCGGGCCCGGGCAGGCGGCGGGCUGCAGCGCCGACGUGACGGCGUGGCGGCUGGCCGGGCCGUCGGUGUGGGUGCGCUGGCGCGCCUCGGCGCCCGCCUGCAACUUCAGCCUGGCCGCCCGCUCCGAGGACGGCGCCGCCGCCGCCUGCCAGCCCGCCCGCGGCGGCAACGGCUCCUACGGCGGCGCCUGCGAGGGCCUGGCGGCCGGUACCCUCUACCGCCUGCGCAUCCAGCCCCGCUCCGGCGGGGAGCCCGUCGAGCUCGCCGUGCGCACAGAUCCCUUGCCACCACCUCGAUUUGAAAUUAAUAAGGAAAAAACUACACUCACAAGCUUACAGGUUUGGUGGGAUCCUUCCCCAGGAAAGGUGGAUUUGUAUAAGCUACUAUUAUCUGAUCAUAAUAGUAAAAAAAUACAAGAAGUCUCCAUAGAGGGAAGAAUGUCAAGAAUGGAAAAUACUUUUUCCGGUCUCAUUCCUGGGAAUAAAUAUAAUAUCAUCCUCAGUGCAGUUUCUGGAAAUAAGAGUACCCCUGAACUUCACAUAAGUGGAUUUACCGUACCGUCCCCUGUGAAAAAUAUUCAAGUGAGUGUCAAGACAGACACUAUCCAUGCUUCGUGGUCUCCUGGCACUGGGCACGUGGAUCGAUACAGGCUGGUGUUAAUGGAUAGUCAUGUCCCAGUUCAUGAGAUCAACCAAGAAGAUCUCUUGACUUCCUACACUUUUUCUGGACUUACGGCUGGGCACCUGUAUAACCUGUCUGUCAUAAGCCAGGCUGCAGGACUGGAAAGCAGCAGUUUUCUAACAGUCAGGACAGCCCCAGCUGAAGUCUUAGAUUUGACGGUGACUAAUGACGACAGCAUGGAUACUUUAAAAGUUAGGUGGAGAAGACCUCCAGGAAGCCUCAGUUUCUAUAACAUCACUCUUUCUCAUCUUGGAUCAGUUAAAGAAGUCAAAACUUUACAGCCACCCGUCACAGAAACUCACUUUGACAAGCUAACUCCAGGACGUCUUUAUCACGUUACUGCUCGCACGGUCAGCGGUGAACUAUUUACUGAUAAGAUGACAACUGGCAGAACAUUUCCCCAGAAAGUUUCUGAGCUGAUUGCCAGUGGUGCUGGCUGGCUGAGGUCUCUGCGGGUGAGCUGGCUGCCCCCUGCGGGAGACUGGGAGAGGUAUCGCCUGCUCCUGUGGAACCACUCCAGCGUGGUGCUCAACACCACCAUAGAGAAGGACUCGCAGGAGUACUUCAUCCAGGACGUGGGCCUCGUGCCGGGGAGGCAGUACAACGUGGAGCUCGUUGUGGAGAGUGGCGAUUUGCAGAGCAGGGCUCGCUGCACUGGGAGAACAGCCCCAGAGCCUGUUCUCCAGCUCCGUGUCAAGCAUGCUAAUGAAUCCUCACUUAGUGUCAUGUGGAUGACCCCUGCUGCGGAAUGGGACAGCUACGUCGUUUCACUGGGAGACAGGGACCUUACUGUCAUAAAAAAAGGGCUUGCAAAAGAAGCUAAGGAAUUCACUUUCACAGACUUGGUACCUGGAAGAAAAUACACAGCUACAGUUACUACCAUCAGUGGGAUCUUAAGCAACUGGACUUCAGUGGAAGGAAGAACAGUGCCAGCCCAAGUGACUGGUCUGAUCGUGGCAAAUCAGGGAUCAACCAACAGCUUAUUUACCAACUGGACGAGAGCACUGGGAGAUGUAGACUCCUACCAAGUAUUACUGAUUCAUGAGAAUGUUGUUAUUAAAAAUGAGACAGUUCCCAGUGAAACCAACAAAUACCAUUUCCAUCCCCUGAAACCUGGAGGGCUCUAUUCAGUUGUUGUUACCACUGUCAGUGGGGGCAUAUCUUCCAGGCAAACAAUUGCAGAAGGGAGAACAGUUCCUUCCAGUGUGACUGGAGUAACGGUAAAUAACUCAGGGCGCAGUGACUACCUCAGUGUUUCUUGGCUGCCAGCUUCUGGAGACGUAGACAGCUAUUUGGUAACACUCUCUCACGAUGACCAGAUUAUUCAGACUCUCACCAUUUCCAAAGCCUUCAGUGAAUGCUCCUUCAGUAGCCUUACUCCUGGGACGCUUUACAGUGUGAUGAUAACCACAAAGAGUGGGAAGUAUAAGAAUUCUUCCUUCAGCCAGGAACGAACAGUCCCUUCAAGUGUUCAGGGACUUACUGUCAGCAAUUCUGCAAGAAGUGACUACUUGAAGGUGUCCUGGUUACAUGCCUCUGGUGAUUUUGAUAAUUAUGAAGUGAUCAUCAAGAACAACAAUGACUUCAUCCAAACAAAAAGUGUCCCUAAAGAUGAAAAUGAAUGUGUGUUCACUAAUCUGGUGCCAGGGAGGCAGUAUAGCGUCACUGUCAGCACAAGGAGUGGGAAAUAUGAAACUAGUGCAAGGGUCUAUGGCAGAACAAUGCCAGAGUCAGUAAAGGAACUGACUCUUAGUAACAGGAGCACAGAGGAUCUGCAGGUAACUUGGUUAAAGGCUGAAGGGGAUGUUGAUAAAUAUGAGAUUCAGCUCCUCUUCAAUGAUAUGAAGAUCUUCCCACCCAUUUUUCUUGGAAAUACCGUGGAGGAGUAUUGGUUCACUGCUCUGACUCCAGGACGUCUAUACAAAAUUCUUGUCCUGACAGUCAGUGGAGAUGCGCAGCGUGCUACUUUCAUAGAAGGCCUAACAGUUCCGAGCACAGUUAGAAACAUUCAGGUUUCACACAAUGGCAUGACAAACAGCCUGAAAGUGAGCUGGACUCCUGGAGGUGGAGACGUUGAUUCCUACACGGUGACUCUAUAUCAGCAAAACCAUCAGCUUGAUUCCCAGAGUGUCUCCAAACACGUCUCUGAGCUCACCUUUCACAAGCUGGAAGCUGGGGAGCAGUACCGGGUGGUGGUGCAAUCUAACAGUGGCAGCUUGCACAACAGCUUGGCAGCUUUUGGGAGAACAAUUCCUGCCUCUGUCCAGGAAUUAUUUGCCGAUCAUGCUUAUAGCAGUCAUUCCUUGUUAGUAACGUGGCAGAAAGCUCCUGGUGUAGCUGAAAGAUAUGACAUUCUGCUCUUGAAUGAGCAAGGAGUCCUCCUGAGCAACAAAUCAGAGCCAGCUACUGCCAAACAGCACAAAUUUGAAGAUUUAUUAGCUGGCAAGAAGUAUAAAAUACAAGUUUUUACAGUCAGUGGCGGACUCUUCAGUAAACGAGCAGAAACUGUUGGCCGAACAGUUCCAGCAGCUGUCACAAAUCUGAAGGUCACAGAGAGCACCACUGGCCGGUUGUCCUUCAGCUGGACCACGUCACAGGGCGAGCUUGAUUCGUAUGACAUCUUCCUAUACAACCCAGACAAAUCCCUUCAUGACAGGAUUUCAGGCGAACAGCACAUGCAGGAAUGUUCGUUCCAGAACCUGCGGCAAGGCAGGAUGUACAGGAUGGUGAUCGUCACCCACAGCGGAGACCUCACCAACGAGUCAUCUGUCUUUGGAAGAACAGUACCAGCCCCAGUUGUUGGUCUUAAGGCAUCCAACAGAAACAUGACAGACAGUCUGUGGUUCACCUGGGAUCCAGCAGCAGGAGAUGUUGACUACUAUGAGCUGAAUCUUUAUAACCCAAACGGGACACAGAAAGAAACAUGGCAUAGGAAAGAGCUGAAAGAAUGGCAUUUCCAGGGGCUUGUUCCUGGCAGAAAGUACAACCUGGUGGUGGUAACUCACAGUGGUGACCUGACCAAUACAGCAAAUGCUGAAGGAAGAACAGCACCGAGUCCUCCUGACACUGUAUCAUUUACCGAUGUUGCAAACACUUCUUUAUCAAUCACUUGGCUGGGUCCCCCAGACUGGACAGACUAUGAUGAUUUUGAGUUGCAGUGGCUCCCCAAAGAUCCCCUCACAGUAUUGAAUCCCUACAGCAGCAGCAAAUCAAAAGUACGCAUUAUGUAUGGCCUUCGACCAGGAAGACUCUAUGAGUUCAGUGUCAGAACUGUCAGCGGCGACAACUGGAAGACAUACAGCCAGUCACUGUCUGCAAGUGUGAGAACAAAACCAGACAAGAUACAAAGUCUUCAUUGUCGGCCCCAGACCUCUACUGCAAUUGCAUGUUCUUGGACUCCUCCUGAUUCUGACUUUGAUGGAUAUAGUGUUGAAUGCAAAAAAAUGGACACUCGUGAAGUGGAAUUCUCCAAAAGGAUAGAAAAAGACAAAUCUCUACUUAAUAUCAUGACUCUCGUACCCCAUAAGCGAUACCUGGUUUCUAUCAAGGUGCAUUCUGCAGACAUGACAAGUGAAGUAGUUGAGGACAGCACCAUCACAAUGAUUGACCGUCCCCCUCAGCCACCUCCAGACAUCCGAGUGAACAAAAAAGAUGUGCUUAUUACCAAAUCCUCCAUUAACUUUACUUUUAACUGCAGCUGGUUUAGUGAUACCAAUGGAGCUGUGAAGUACUUUACUGUAGUUGUCAGAGAGGCUGAUGGUAGCGAAGGACCAAAGCCUGAUGAGCAGCACCCAUUACCUUCCUACCUGGAGUACAAACACAAUGACUCUAUACGCAUCUACCAGACAAAUUAUUUUGCCAGUAGAUGUGCUGAAAGCCCUGACAGUGACUAUAAAAGCUUCGACAUUAAGCUUGGAGCAGAAAUGGAGAAUCUGGGAGGAAAAUGUGAUCCCGAUCAGCAAAAGUUCUGCGAUGGGCCCCUAAAGCCUCGGACUGCAUACAGGAUCAGUAUACGGGCUUUCACCCAGCUCUUCAGUGAAGAUCCAAAGGAACUCCCUACACCACUCUUUGCAGACACCUUCUUCUCUUUACCUAUCACUACAGAGUCAGAGCCGCUCUUUGGUGUUAUUGAAGGUGUGAGUGCUGGCUUGUUUCUCAUUGUGAUGUUAGUGGCUGUUACGGCUUUAUUUGUCUGCAGGCAAAAAGUUGGCAAUGGCCAUGAGAGACCUACAGCAAGGCUGAGCAUUCGCGGGGACAGGCCACUCACAGUCCAUCUGAACUUGGGGCAAAAAGGGAACCGGAAAACUUCCAGUCCGAUCAAGGUCAGUCAGUUUGAAGCAUACUUUACCAAACUCCAAGCAGACUCCAACUACCUUCUGUCCAAGGAGUAUGAGGAUUUAAAAGAUGUGGGUCGAAACCAGUCAUGUGACAUAGCGCUUCUGCCAGAGAACAGGGGGAAAAAUCGAUACAAUAAUAUACUGCCCUAUGAUGCAUCAAGAGUGAAGCUUUCCAAUGUGGACGAUGACCCUUGCUCAGACUACAUUAACGCAAGCUACAUACCAGGCAAUAAUUUCCGCAGGGAAUACAUAGCAACUCAGGGCCCUUUGCCAGGCACCAAAGACGAGUUCUGGAAGAUGGCAUGGGAACAAAACGUUCACAACAUUGUCAUGGUCACACAGUGUGUCGAGAAGGGCCGGGUGAAGUGUGAUCACUACUGGCCCCUUGACCAGGAUUCCUUGUACUAUGGAGACCUAAUUGUUGAGAUGCUGUCUGAGUCGGUGCUCCCAGAAUGGACAAUACGAGAGUUUAAAAUCUGCAGUGAGGAGCAGCUUGACUCAACAAGGCUCAUUCGUCACUUCCACUACACUGUGUGGCCAGAUCAUGGUGUGCCAGAGACCACCCAGUCUCUGAUCCAGUUUGUCAGGACUGUGAGGGAUUAUAUCAACAGGACCCCAAACACGGGACCAAGUAUCGUACACUGCAGUGCUGGUGUUGGAAGGACUGGCACAUUCAUUGCACUGGACAGAAUUCUGCAGCAGCUAGAUUCAAAGGACACUGUCGACAUUUAUGCAGCAGUGCAUGAUUUAAGGCUUCACCGGGUUCACAUGGUUCAGACAGAGUGUCAGUAUGUGUAUUUACAUCAAUGUGUGCGAGAUGUGUUAAGAGCCAGAAAACUACGCAAUGAACAAGAAAAUCCCUUGUUUCCAAUAUAUGAAAAUGUGAAUCCAGAGUAUCACAGAGAUGCUGUUUAUUCAAGGCACUAAGAAUGUUACAGACAUCUACUUUUGUGACCACAUUUGUUAACUAGGGAUUUUGUUUGGUUUUCUUUUAUAUAUAUAUAUAUAUGUAUUUCAUGCACUAGAAAGGUGCCAGACCUUUCUAUUGAGACUGUGUAUAAUUUAUUGGUCUGGUGAUUUUUUUAAAGAUAUAUAAUUUAAGUGUAAUAGAUAUUAAUGUAUAUAAUUGUAUUUUGGCAUUAUGUAAAUAUGUAUUUUUUCUAUAAUGUUUAUAUUAAUAUUAAGCUUCAGAUAAUGCUAUUAUUUUCUUAUCACAGUUUUUAUAAACUGUUCUACAUAAACUAUUUUAAAUUUUAUGGCUAACAGGACUGCUGAAUUUGGGUCAGGUUACAUACUGGCACAUAACACACAGGAAGAGUCCUAUAAGGACAGUCUCUCUCUCUCUCUCUCUCUCUCUCUCUCUCUCUCUCUCUCUUUUUAACUAGUUCAGUAUUUGUGAGAUGAAAUAAGCUACUAUUGUACAAGGGAACAGUAGUCCUGUUUAGGAAUUACAAUGUUACUUCACACUUUAAACUUACUGAUUUCACCAAAAUGGGUGAAAUCCAUAAUACCAUGACAUACCUUUUACAGAACUCAUCAACAGCCGAAUAAAACAGGGUCCACCUCAGUAAAAGCAAUUGUUGCAGUCUAAUGUGACAUAGUAGAAAAAUAUCAAACACCAUAUGCUGCCAUGAAGGCUAAUAAGACCUUCCCCAACAAACAUGCUUUGAGGGGGGGGACAGGUCACUUUCUGGUUUCUUUACACUGGUUUAAGAGAGCAGAAUCAGACCACAGCCUGUGUCUGUACGUUUUUAUUUGAGUACAAUUAUAAUAUGAAAGAUGUGCAAGGAAAUGCCUCAUGUAUAUGCAUGAACAAACCUGUAAGGAUACAAACUCUGACAACGUCUACUGCUCAAAAAAAAAAAAAUCCUGUACUAUGACAACUUGAAAAAUAGAUUGCAAGCAUAUUAAGGAAGUAAAGCUAUAUAAAGAUGUAUAUUCUAGAGCUGACACACUUGGCUUCAGCCUUCAGCUGCUUGCAAUCUAGCUGUUCCUUGGUCGUUCUGCUUGCAUUGGCACUGAGCUUAGGAGCACACCUCCUUAAUGGCAGCCUGCUGCUCAGCCCAAGUGCAGCUCUCCGCCGAAUCCAGGGAUUCUUCCACAAAUGGCCCCAACACAUCCACACAGAAGGACUCUUCAUCUUGGAUUUUGCCCGAUACGAUCACCACAAGCAUAGCUGGAAUAGGAGAGUGCCUGUCUAUAACCCAGGGGAUGGAGGCUUGCAGACCUGUGCUAAUCACUGGAUGCACUCAAAGCAUCAAGUAUGAUCAAAGAACACCUCCAAGUGUCCCACCAAGGUGAUCAGACAUAGCCUCUUUCCUCUGUAGCGAGGCUUCUCUUGCAGGGACUGUGAUCUGAACACUCCAUUCUGCUAUUUUUCCUUAUAAAGAUCUCUUCAAAUGAAUAGAAAAAUGACAGCACACAGUUCAUCUUCAUCACAGGAAGAAGGAAGGGCUCAGUAGUUCUGCUUUCACCUGUUUACCCAUUCUUUAUGUAAAGAAAACUUGGCCUGCUGCAGAAGGCAAGUGCUUAAAUUCCAGCUUUAUUUUGGAGAGAAAUAAAUGUUUCUGAAGACCUCCAGAGGACCAACCAAUACACCUGAAUUAAAUUCCUAAGUUAUGAACUACUGCAGCUGCUGAGUCAAGACCACUGUGAUUUCAUUACAACUUACUGGAGCUAUGCUGUCCUUGCUGUGGAAACACCCACAUGACAAUGGAUGAAGAUAUUUGCAAAGCUAAUCUGACACAGUUUUCUUCAAAUCUUUCUGAAAGAGAACCAGCAGGCCUGUGUGCAUCCUUGUCACUCAAGUUUUACUAGAGAGAAAGAAACAACCUGGUAGUCCCUCUUCCUCCGUACUCCAGUGGAGUCUCCUCCAUUCCUGACCAAGUAUCUUCAGAUGUUUCAGAAACCUCAAGAUUUACCACAUUCCCUUAAUGAGAUCUGAAGAAGAAGGGAACAGCAUUAUGGUGGAAGCUGUUUUCACCUGGGGAAUGCUAGGCAAAAACUCAAAGAAAUGUGCAGAUUUUCUUGCGGGCUCCUUUUUCCUUUGUUCUUUCUGCUAGAUAAACUCUAGGUUAGCAAGGAAGGACAAAGGAUGGCAGCUUUAGGUCAUUGGCUCUAGUAGUAGCAGCUGAACUUAGGGCAUUGUGCAUAUGGUCACCGUGUUACAUGCACUGCUUUUAGUCCCUUCCUUUCACAGCAAUAGCUGAGGAAUGAAGAUCACCACGUUGGUUACCAGCAGUACAAUUACACUGUGAAGACAUACCAAAUGUCCUCUAUAAAUUAUCUCACGCUGAAUAUUACUGUGUCAUUUUUUAUGCCGAGGGAGAUGGAACUCACUCAAUAAUAUAUGAUCUGAGGGCAAAAGUCAAAGAUUGUGCAUGACAUGCAUAUGCCAUUCAUCAUUUUAAGGAGGACACACAUCGUUCUACUCUUUUAUUUUAGCUUUGUUUCUCAGCUCCCUCUGCACGAACAAAGCUCACAAAUCUGCACCAAAAUGAUGUUCUAGCGGACAGCUAUUGUCCUCUUUUCUCUCUGCUAAUAAUGGACACAGUUCUUAAGUAUCUUCCUCGUCACUUAGUAACACAACAAAUGACCUUAAACACCCUAAUGCAAUGCUCCCGAACAGCUUUACAUCUCUGCCUAGCUAGGUCACACAUGAGAGCUGUACACACACAUUAUUGCUCUGGUUCUGCUUUCUACCCACUUCUGGUCAUGUGAAACCAGUGUAAAUCCACUAAGAAUAAAUAAAAAGUAUCUAUGUAGCAUUUGUUUUAAGUAUAAGACAUCUACUUAUCAGUGUAAUUAAUUAUAUUUACUGUGCCUCUAAGCUGAAUAACAGGACCGAUGGGAAACUGUUAGUGUAACAAGAAUGGACUUGAAGGAGCCUGUGUAUUGAACAAAGACUGCUCUUAAGGAAAAGCAUCCUCCACUGAAGAGGAUGUUUCUGUUUCGAAUGUCUGCGAAGGAUGUUCAGGAUUCCCAUCUUGAUGUUUCCCAAUAAUAAUGUUACAAAGCAAGGCUAGUGUUAUUACUGAUCCAGAAGCUAAGAUUUGCACACUUGGAGCCCAGUCCUGUGAACCUCUGCACAUGCAGGUUUCUCUGCAUUGUCCGCAAAGCUGCCUGAGUACUUCAAUGAAAGUCAACAUGAAAAAAGCUUGAAAAUAUCGUUCAACUUCUGAAGCACUUACAGGGUUGGGCUUUUAGGUUAAAUCAAAGUUUUGUAAUGGAAGUUAUUUAAUAAUGAAAAAAUUGUAACUAAUGUUUCUAAUCUGUGCAAUACAAUUACAAGAUCCACUACCGAUUGUAGAAAAAAAAAAAGAUUUUACAUAGCUAGAGCUGAUAAAUGAUAUUUUUUGUUACUAUUGAAACAUGAAAGUGAGUGAGAGAAAUAGGCAAACUGUGAAGAUGUCAUAAAAGUGCAACUUUAUACAUUUUUCUCUGCUGCUAGAGUUAUUUAUACAGCUUAUACGCGUACCUAAUAUUGCCAGAAAUAUUAUUUUAUGCUAUGGUAUAUUACGAAUUUCCUUUCAGAUGUAGAACAGAGAAAAGAAAAUGUGUGAGCUCUAUGUUUAUGUUAUGUGUUGUAUACUGGUAUCUAUGCUUUGACUUAGAAAGCCAAGAGUUAAAUACUGGACAGACAGGAGUACAUCAGCACUUAGCCAUGCUCCUCAGCCUGCGAGUUAGUGUGUGGGCUACGGGGCUGAGAGCAGUAAGCAUCUAGUCACUACAUCAGCAUCUCCUGCCAGGGUCACAGAUCAGAGAGGAGCUCUGGACACGCAGAGAGGCAGCCUGCGGCAGCGCAAGGUGCAUGUCGGGUGCUCACGUUGAUUCACAUUUCGUUCACUGCUUCAGCGUCAGAGUUUGUGAUAUUAAAAUGCAAUAUUAAAUGACAGCCACUUCCCCGCCGGCUCUGUCUCAGAUCUCCUGGCUCUGGAGCUGUGCGCUCCGGGACCUGGAGUCCCAGGAGGCUGCAGCUUUGCAUGGGAGCUCAGCGUGCACCGCUGUAUUUAGGCAGCUCCCCUAGGACCCAACGCCCUUGCCUAUCCCUCUCCAGCUGACAAAAAGUCAAACUCCUGAUCUGCUGGUAGCACCACUGUGGCCAAAGCAAAGUGGUCUAUUACUAAUGACCUCUCAGAUCAAUAGCCAGGGCAGACCCUAGUCUGCUUACUUUUUAAGACUCGUAGGAAGAGAGACUAAGGACUAGCUAAAUUUAGCAAAUGCUGUAGCAUUUGGGCACAUAGAGCAUCAGUGAGGCUGGUACAUUGAUAUGCAAGAUUUGAUUGUUUCUUGAUUUAUCUGCAAGCUAAAGAAAUACUGUAAGUCAAAUAGCUAAAUACAGAUUGCCCUCUAGUAGGGAAAUAUGUUAUAGUGAAGAAGAGAAAAAACAAGAUUUUGAAAUAUGACUAGCCAUAAAUUUUUUGCCUGCACCUGGAGUAAAGUGACUGAAAAACAUCUUCAGCAUAUAUUCCAUUCUCAAAUGCUAUAUAAUUACUUAUAUUUGUGUUCCUAACAAACGCUGAGUGAACACAGAAUUGUGCUACUAUUGUCAGUCUAAUUUAUGCAUUUAAGUCUAUUUUUAUAUUUUUAGCUACAGUCAACAAAUCAAAUAUAUUUGGGUGUAUUUUACACAUUUUUAUAAAUAGUUCAUGA
Messenger RNA from Rhea pennata, 11372 nucleotides. It is a transcript of the gene PTPRB, whose product is annotated as protein tyrosine phosphatase receptor type B. The coding region runs from base 15 to 6647 and encodes 2210 amino acids. Gene Ontology annotation, molecular function: protein binding; protein tyrosine phosphatase activity. Gene Ontology annotation, biological process: protein dephosphorylation. Lineage: Eukaryota; Metazoa; Chordata; Aves; Rheiformes; Rheidae. The record is from RefSeq and is a predicted model, not a curated record. The transcript is spliced from 34 exons.